AUGGGAAAGAUCAUUUUUUAUUAAGACAAAAGCUUCCGGGGCCGCUGCUGUGAAUGUAGCCGAGACCACCUUGACCUCUGGUCCUACAUGAAACAUUGCAAUUCCAUCCAGGUGGAAAAAGGCAGCUGGUUGAUUUAUGAGAACCCCAGUUAUUUGGGACACCAGCACUUUUUAAAAAGGGGAGACUAUCCUGACUUCCAGAAGUGUUACCGUGUCUGCGACUCCAUCAAGUCUUGCCACGUAGAGAAUGUUUUUACAUUGCUCAAGGAAGAGCUAGCAAGGCCAGCUGAUAGAAAGUUCUGCUAUUCAUCUCUCCAAGGCCAAAUACUAGAACUCACUGAUGAUAGCCCAUUUGUGCCAGCCUACAUCUAUCUCCCUGAUAUCUGUUCCCUCAAGGUUUUCGGUGGCUCUUGGAUCUUGUAUGAAAUGCCCAACCUCAGGGACCAACAGUAUUUACCAAAACCCGGGGAAUACAGAAGAUCCCCUGACUGGGGUGCAGUAAGUGCCAAAAUUGUCUCUUUGCAGAGGCUGGCUAACUUGCACUGA
Molecule: messenger RNA, 546 nt
Organism: Phalacrocorax carbo (great cormorant)
Lineage: Eukaryota; Metazoa; Chordata; Aves; Suliformes; Phalacrocoracidae
Source: RefSeq, a predicted model, not a curated record